Peniophora sp. CBMAI 1063 is the source of this 777-nucleotide messenger RNA. The record is from the annotation of a GenBank genome assembly. NCBI's taxonomy places the organism in Eukaryota, Fungi, Basidiomycota, Agaricomycetes, Russulales, Peniophoraceae.
AUGUUUUCAACCCCGGAAUACUCAGUGUCACCAACUCCCAUACAUCAGCUUGGGUGGAACAGGGCGCGGUCCGCCUACUCGUCCGCAUACGCAGCCAGGCAAGUCACUGGUGCAGGCGAAUGGUCUCCUUCACAGCCUGGCCUCCUUCCAUACACCGUGACGCGCUCGUCUCCGCCGGAUGGACACUCGCCUUCUCUUCCGACGUACCUCUCAGUGCAUCCCAGUGCCCGUGAGAAUACGCCGUCGACGCUGGAUUCAUCUAGCGCUUUUGCUUCGGUGGCUCUCCGUUCACCGCCUGAAUCGAUGGCGCAGCUGGGACAACUCAUGUCUACGCAUACGUAUUCCGAAACUGCGAUACAUCAAUCAUACCUUCCAAAAAACCAAGGAUACGGCACUUCAACUCCGGCUCCUCUGGAGGCUCUGCAUCCCCCUGCUCUCGACAAUCAGGUACAGCCCCCGCCGUCACUCGAGCAGACACCAAGUUCAAGUCCCAGUGGAUGGCCGCAAGAUAUGAUGCCUGAUCCAUCCCCACAAAACAACGGUGUAUAUCUCGCAAAAGGAGAGAAUGUGAUGAUGAACGAGUGGAGCUGUGCAUCGACGUCGAAGCGAGGGUCUCUAGAUGGGGCGCAGGAGGGCGCCGGCGGUUUCGAUACCGCUGUCGCCGAAGGCACGGCGUACACUGAGUCAAGCAUGAACUCUCGAGACGGUGAAUACGAGAAGGGUCUUGGGCGAGCGGUUCCACCUUGGCGGGUAGCCGAAUACAUGAGAUUGGCGUAG